GUGAACACUCCGUCGUGUGCACCGAACCGUUGGACAUUUCUUAGCACACUUUUUCAGAAAUGCGGCCAAAUGUAGCAAAUACCAGUUUCCCCAACUAGUUGUUCAUCAUCCUUUCUACUUAUUAUGUAUAGAAGAGACGGCUUGUAUUCUCUUUAAGAAAGUUGAUUUUUAUAAAGUGCUCGUCAUAAUGUCUGUUGUAACAGUGCAGCUUGGGCAAUGUGGCAACCAAGUCGGUCAUCAAUUCUUCCAGACCCUUAUGUCUGACAUCAACAGUCAACAUGAGAAGCCUUCUAAAAAACCAGCUUAUCACUUGGACAGCCUCAGACGUUUCUUUCAUGACCCUAAAGAUGAAUUUCUCCAAUAUACAGAGGGAAAGACACCUGGAGUAGCCCCAUCUGCUAGAGCAGUUUUAGUUGAUAUGGAAGGAAAAGUUGUGCAGAAUGUCGCUGCACAAGCACAUAGGUCAGGAUCUUGGAAGUAUGACAGGAAGCAGAUGUUCUCAAAGAAACAAGGAGCUGGUAACAACUGGGCCGAUGGGUUCCAUGGACAGGGUCCCCGGGUUGAGGAAGAGGUCUUGGAGCGAGUGCAGAGAGAGGUAGAGAGGUGUGAUGCUUUUGCUGGGUUCCUGACCCUCAUGAGUGUUGCUGGGGGCACAGGAUCAGGCGUUGGAACCCGCAUCACCCAGGUGCUCCAGGAUAACUACCCCAAUGCCUUCUUGUUCAACCACCUGAUCUGGCCACAUGGUACUGGGGAAGUCAUCCUACAGAACUACAAUGCCAUCCUCUCACUUGGACAUCUCUACCAGUGUGCUGAUGCUGUUCUCAUAACCCACAAUGACAGCAUGCGGAGGAUCUGUGGCCAGUACAUAACUGCUAAACAAAACAUCUCCUUCCUAGACAUGAACAAAGUCAUUGCACAACAGAUGAACAUAGCCUUGCAACCAGCAUUGCUUGUGUCUGACUUCGCCAAUCCAAAGCGUCCUUCCUCUUUUGGACACCUACUAGAGCAUCUUGUUCCACACCCGGACUACAAACUCCUGACAAUGCGGAGUGUUCCACAAGUCUCGGAGGCUGCUUUGGCAUUCAGCACAUUUAACUAUCCAAGCCUUGUCACAAGGCUCAGGCAGAUGCUGGUGACGGGCUCUGUUAUGGAAGAAGGGAUCAACUGGCAAAUGAAACUGCCAUCAAAACCAUCUGCAUCAAGUGAACACAAUAAAUCCAUUGCUGCCUUGUUCACCAUUCGUGGGAAGGACUCGGGACUGGUGGACACCACAGGGUUUAAGAACAGAGCCCUCUAUGCCAACUGGGUGCCAGGUUCAGCAGCUUUUGCAAUGCAAUCAAACGAACAACCUUUUCAUGGGUUAGAGAAGACAGCAGGCCUGUUGAGCAACUGCCAGACCCCUAUUGAACCCUUGGACAGAGUGUUAAGCAAAGCAUGGAGUAUGUUUGCCAUGAGGGCGUACGUACAUUGGUACACCAGGCACGGUAUGACUGAAGAAGAAUUUAUUGACUGCUUUGCAAGCUUGGAACAAGUUAUGCACAACUAUAGAGAACUCUAAUUUUCAAGCGUUGCUUUGUUGAACCAACUUAAUAAUGGACCUUAAUUGUGUGUUGAUGUCAUCUUGCCACCAUCUUAUUAGCUCUAGGAAAAAUGAAAACGCAAAAGCCAAGUACUUGCUGCACACUGGACGACCUCUACGAGGAGGUGCCCCAUUGCAUGCAACGACUUAAUGUGCGCGAGGUCGAUUAAAUAUGUAUCGCCCUAAAGUGUAAAUCACAAGGGUUUUUCGGAACAUGGGGUUGUUGGAAAAUAAGGGUGACAGACAGGACACAGAGAAGUCACCAACUGGAAGGUUUCCACACAGGGUGUUCCUAAAGAAGAGCUGACAAAAUAAAUAAAGGCAGGCAGAUACAAAGUGAUGAUUUGUAUUCAUUUUAAUUUUAUUUUGGGUAGACCAUUUUAAUAUCAUAGGCCUAUUGUUUAUCUUUAUCUAUCUAUGCUGUACAUGUACAAAACCUGUUCAUUUUGGGUUGAUCACCAUACAUAACAUCAAUGUACUCGGAGGUUUACACUGUGGAAGUACAUUGCAUACGACACUUUCACAUGUUGGGCCACACAUUUACAUGUACUUAUAUUAAGGGACGUUUCCAAAGCUAUAACAUACAUGUACAAAGAAUGGAUUUCAUAUUCAUUUAUCAAGGGAAGCAUGGUUCACAACUUGGUACAUCAAUAAAGGAAGGGCAUAUCAUGUGACCUCAUAAUUAUAUGCAAUACAUUUUUCCUUACAAAAGGGCAAUGUCAAUUUGUAUUUGAACAUUUUAAGGGGCACUACUUCAACACAGACUGCCUCCAUAAAGUACCAGGCCUGCUGAAGUUUUCAUGAGUCGUGCCAUUUCAACUAUAGACUCAUUUUGAGACUCGAAAAGCAAUGGUGGAUCCAAGGAGAAAGGGUGUGCCUCUGCCCCAAAGUAAGUAAGUCAAGUACAUAAGUAUACACCAUCCUUAUUUUCCCCACCCCAUGAAAAUGUCUCUGGGUCCACCCAUUUAGCAGAAGCAAAUUUGCUAAGCAUCGUUUCCUGCUUAACAGCUUUAUGAAGUUGGGACCAACUUGGUCAAGUUUCCCCAUUAUACAAAUAAUAACGACAUAAUGCACUGUAAACAUUGGAUUUAAAUUUGCAUUUUGAGGGCUGCUUUACAAAAAUGAUUUAUAAGCAAUCAUACAACUUGUAGAACUAUGGGGAUGCCAGUUGGCAGCAGGCUUAUAUAACUGUACCAGGUAAAUCCAUUCAGCCUCACUACCUUUGGCACUGGGCCUAUCGAAACCUCUUGUCACUAACCCCUACUAUCGGCUCCGAAAAGUGACUGGUUUGCAAGCAGGCUUGUUAAAAACCUUUGAGCGUUGGUAUGGUGCUUGUAGGAAGCUACACACGUGUCAAAAUACAUUUUUUUUUUACGCAAUUCCCUCCAAAAGUAAUCAUGUUUUUCAAUGUAAAUUGCAUACAGUUAGUUAGACAUGUAACACGAUCAAAGAUAAAUGAUAGGGGACCAGUUGCUAUAUGACUUGAUGUCUCUUUUGCGGGCAACCAUACAUGAAGACAUGAGUGCACCCGAAGAGUGGAUCGGCCCCAGUCCUCAAAUGGGCCAUGUAUUGACACAGUUUUAUUAUUACCAAUAUGAGGGGUUGUGAGAUGGAUAUGUACGUGUGCUCAGACCUAUAGUAAAAACAAUAUAAAUUUUACCUCUUAAUUCUGCUGCCAACUAUAGUCCCAAAGUUCCUAUCAGAGACAAUUGUAUUACAUGUCAUUUGGUUGU
Messenger RNA from Asterias rubens (European starfish), 3312 nucleotides. RefSeq names its product tubulin delta chain-like. The record is from RefSeq and is a predicted model, not a curated record. Bases 188 to 1558 code for a protein of 456 amino acids. Gene Ontology annotation, molecular function: structural constituent of cytoskeleton; GTP binding. NCBI's taxonomy places the organism in Eukaryota, Metazoa, Echinodermata, Asteroidea, Forcipulatida, Asteriidae. The transcript has 3 exons. Gene Ontology annotation, cellular component: microtubule; cytoplasm. Gene Ontology annotation, biological process: mitotic cell cycle; microtubule cytoskeleton organization.